CGCAACACUGCUCAACACACAGGUGUGCCGCUGUGAUGAUGGAGUUUUAGCAGUGAUGAUGUCAGCAGAGGAGGUGACCGAUAUUCCAGCAUCCUCCUCGGAUUUUAAAGUGACCCGCGAGGAGAUCCUUUCAGCUCAGUUUGAGUGUUUCCUCAAAAUCAUGCACGACCCCCCGCGCACUGAUCCGGGCCCGUACUGUAACCGCACAUGGGACGGGUGGCUGUGUUGGGGAGACUCCGCCCCCGGCACCGCUGUCCAGCUGUGCCCCUCCUACUUUCUGGACUUUGAUUCAUCCGAGAAAGUGACAAAAGUGUGUGAUGCAGAUGGCCACUGGUUUCGCCAUCCAGAGAGCAACAGACUGUGGUCAAACUAUACUGAGUGUUCAGCGUACACUAAAGAGAAGCUGAAGGUGACGUAUGUGAUGUAUUAUCUGGCGAUGGUGGGACACGUUCUGUCCAUCAUUUCUCUGAUGAUCUCCAUAAGCAUCUUCUCCUACUUCAAGUGUUUGAGCUGCCAGCGCAUCACGCUUCAUAAAAACAUGUUCACCUCCUUCAUCCUCAACUCCUUCGCCACCAUCGGCUGGUUUUACUUCGUCAUCGGUGAGCAGCAGACCAGGACUGACUCCUCUCAGGUGGGCUGUAAGCUGCUGGCCAGCAUCAUGCACUACACCUUCUGCUCCAACUACUUCUGGAUGCUGUGUGAAGGCAUUUACCUGCACACACUCAUCAUCGUGGCCGUGUUCGUCGGAGAGCAGCAGCUCGGCUGGUAUUACAUCCUCGGAUGGGGUUUCCCAGUGAUCCCCGCUGUCAUGCACGCUGUGGCACGUCUGUUUUAUCACAAUGACAGGUGUUGGGCCAGAAACACAGAUCUGCUCUACAUCACACACGGCCCAAUAUACGCCGCCCUGCUGGUGAAUCUGUUCUUCCUGCUGAACAUCGUGCGUGUGUUGAUCACCAAGCUGCGAGUGACGCACCGCACCGAGAGCAACGUGUACAUGAAGGCGGUGCGGGCCACCAUCAUCCUGGUGCCGCUGCUGGGGGCGCAGUUCAUCCUGGUGCCGCUGGAGCCGAACGGACGCAUCUCACGCGCCAUCUACGAGCUCUUCAUGAACAUAUUCGUGCACUUUCAGGGUCUCCUGGUGGCUGUAAUCUUCUGCUUCUGUAAUGGAGAGGUGCAGUCGGCGUUGAGGCGUAAAUUAGCGCAGUAUCGCAGUCAGUGGAAGCGGCGGCGUCUGGUGACCACCGACUCUCACUGUAACUACCACACUAACUCCUCCAUCACCGAGACCAGCCGCGUCACCAUCAACCUCGAACCGUGCAACAGCACAGAGCAGAAAACACACGCUGACACACACACGCUCAACGGACAGAGCAACGGCACACGCUACGACAGACAAGAGUCGGACAACUGCGAAACACUCCAGACGUCUGAGAUAUAAGAAAACAACGCAACACACACCACUCCGUCCCACCACGCACACGUAUUUAUUAGCUUUGUCGAAAAAAUAAUAAAUACUACAGUGUUUUAUACUAUUCUAUAGUAAAACAUUCAGAUAAAUCAGUUGUGGGGAUUCUGUAGUUGCUCUGGUAACACAACUACUAUAGUAAUUAAUCUGUUGGGAUUCUAUAGUUGCUAUGG
This is a messenger RNA of Danio rerio (zebrafish), 1638 nucleotides long. NCBI's taxonomy places the organism in Eukaryota, Metazoa, Chordata, Actinopteri, Cypriniformes, Danionidae. The record is from RefSeq and is a predicted model, not a curated record.